CUCUCUCUCUUUUCUUCCUUGUUUGUCUCUGGAAAUUGAAGAAGAAAAGCUCUGCUAUACCCAUCGGAGGGUUUUUUUUUUCUCUUUCUCCAAACAGGAAUUUCGCUUUCUAUAUUCUCUCUCUUCUGUGUGUAUCAGCAGGAGCUUGUUAAAGGACCAGCCAAGAGACUGAGCCCGAUCUUGGUGGCUUUAAAAGUCUUCGAAACCCCCAAAAAAAAAAAAAAAAAAAAAAAAAGAAGGGAUAGUCAGAGAAGGAGGUGUGUUUUGGUUUGGUUGCAAAAUUUGGACCGAGCAAUCCGUUUCUACUCCCUCACCAUUCGUUCUUCCACAUCUUACUCCUCCCAAAUUUAACUCUUUCUCUCUCUCUCUCUCUCUCUCUCUCUCUAAACUAAACAAGCAACGCAUUGACGCAUUCUCUGUUUCUCUGUGUUUUGUUUUCUCUAUCUUUCUCUGUCUGGAAAAAUCUUUGAGCUAGGGUUUCGGUCUUUUUCUAUCUUUUUUUUUUUUCUUCUCUCUGUGUGUGUUUGUGGUAAUGUUAAUGGCAGGGUUUGAGAUUCAUUGAUUUUUGUUUUUGAGGUUAUAUUGUUUGAUCGGGUGUGGCUCAUCAUGACUGCUGCUGUUGGCACUCAAUUAAUCUCUGUUCAUCCCGAAGAGCUUAGGUUCCAAUUUGAGCUGGAAAAACAAAGCUUUUGUGAUCUUAAAGUUGUCAACAACACAGAAAACCAUGUUGCCUUUAAGGUUAAAACCACUUCACCAAAGAAGUAUUUUGUACGACCCAAUACUGGUGUUAUACAGCCUUGGGAUGCAUGCGUCAUCAGAGCUGCUGGAAUUGCAGUCACUCUCCAAGCCCAACGGGAAUAUCCUCCAGAUAUGCAGUGCAAAGAUAAAUUUCUCUUGCAGAGUACGAUAGUGACUCCGAAUGGUGAUGUUGAUGAACUUCCACCGGAUACCUUUAAUAAGGACAGUGGAAAGCAAAUAGAGGAGUGCAAGCUUAAGGUUCUGUAUGUCUCUCCUUCCUCUGCUGUUCCGAACACAGAAGAUGAAGCAUUGAGGAGUUCUACACGUAGUCUUGAUGGCAAUUCUGCUGUACAGCGCGUGAAGGAAGAAAGAGAUGCAGCUAUUCGACAAAAACAACUUCUUCAGCAGGAGCUGGACACGUUGAAGCGGCGAAGAUAUCGUAAAGGUAAUGCAGGAUUCUCCUUUACCUUUGCAAUCUUUGUGGGAUUCAUCGGAAUAAUGGUUGGCUUCCUCUUGAACCUUUUAUUAUCUUCACCUACCACAUAAGAGACAUAAUAAUAUUCAGGAUCUCAGGAGGCUCUUUUGUUUUUAUUUUUUUAUUUUUUUUCCUUAUAUAUAUAUAUAUAUAUAUAUAAAAUACAAAAUUCAUUGUAUAAUUUCUUUUGUUAUCUUGGAUGGAAAGUUUGCCCAAAUUACCUUCAUUGUAUAUUGAUAAUCCUCCCAAAAUAUGUUUUUGAUCCCCUUUAUUUAUGAUGAUGAAGUUAUCAUGUUGUUAUCA
Ziziphus jujuba (common jujube) is the source of this 1516-nucleotide messenger RNA. Its product is annotated as vesicle-associated protein 2-1. The coding region runs from base 607 to 1284 and encodes 225 amino acids. Gene Ontology annotation, cellular component: plasma membrane; endoplasmic reticulum membrane. Gene Ontology annotation, biological process: endoplasmic reticulum membrane organization. NCBI's taxonomy places the organism in Eukaryota, Viridiplantae, Streptophyta, Magnoliopsida, Rosales, Rhamnaceae. The record is from RefSeq and is a predicted model, not a curated record. The transcript has 7 exons.